Molecule: messenger RNA, 984 nt
Organism: Caenorhabditis elegans
Lineage: Eukaryota; Metazoa; Nematoda; Chromadorea; Rhabditida; Rhabditidae
Gene: T26H5.4
Product: Envelope glycoprotein
Exons: 3
Coding region: 564-872 (102 amino acids)
Source: RefSeq, marked reviewed
CAUUCAUCAUUGACUUCAUUAUCGGUUGUACGUCCAACCACCUCGGUGAGCUUAUUUUGUGGACGCAGAGAAAUACUAUUAUAGUAUUAUUUCCACUUUAACCACUUUUAUCGGAUGGAAGUUGUGCAGCUUAUCUUAUUGGAGCCCUGAUAACGAGUUUCGAAUAAUAACAAAAAAUAUUAUCAAAAAUCGACAUGAAGAAAUUUGUACAGAGUUUCGGACCAAACAGGAAAUUCACAUGCUUUUCCACAAGAUGCCAACUAAUUCAGUAGAAGUCAUGGAAAUUACCAUUUAUCUCAAAAAUGUUUAAAAUCGUGAAUCAAGGACGCUCAUCGUUCAUCGAACCACUCGCCUCAGCACUUUCAAUUUUCCGACGCUAAACAACAAGACCAGUUCAACUAGUUAUAUUCAUAUUAUCAUUAUGAUAUUUAUUGAUGAUAUGUAGAUGUUGAUAUAACAAUAAUAAUUAACGCACUUGCCACACGUGCCUGGGAUGAAGUCUGUUCAAUUGAUUUUUUCCUUAAUUGCAAUUUUUAUCACGUGCUCAUUCGUGUGCUCCGUCGAUGCCGCAAAAGAAACAUGGAUUGUGCAAAUUCUAUGUUGAUGGUUCGAGUGACACUACAACCAGUGACAUGACAUCUGCAAUGUUAUCUGGUAGUGGAGCAGCUGCUGAAACAGAAAUGUCAAGUGACAACUCUACGAGUACUGGCGGAGCUGGUGGUGGUGGAAGUGGAGAAGCGAGCAGUAAAACGUUCACCACUACUAAAAAGAAGCAGAACAUGAAAUGUUAUGAGUAUGAAGAUGGAACCAAAGACGAUGGAGCUGUACUCAAGCCAGGGGUCACUUAUACCGCGACUGCCACUGCUACCUGAAACUUCACAGCGUUAAUCUAAAAUUACUCUAUUUAAGUUUUUCGUAUCAUUUGAUUCUAUUUUAAUAUUUAUUAAACGUGCAUUUAAAGAAAAUAUUAUAUAAUUUUUAAAA